AAAAACGUCAUAAUUUUUUUUAGUAGGGGAGGGUGGGGCUCAGUGAAACAAAUCAUAUUUUGCAGCUGGUAGUGGUUUUGUCAAGUGAUGCUUUCUGUGGUGAAAGAAGUAACUACAGUAUAUUGGCUGAUGUAACUAGAUCGGCACUCGGCACUGAUUGAGUUCUGUUGCUAGUGAGAGAAGAUUGUUUGUUUUAAGGUAAGUAAAGUAAAUAAUUUUACCAGUUCUUUUUUCAUCGUAUAAUUAUUCUGGUCACUACUGAUAAUUUUGUAGUAUCAAUCACUCACUAGUACUAUCGCACUAUUGCACCCUCCCCUACACGUAACAAUAAAGCCGUUACUGAAAAAUAUUUGACAUUUUUGAGAAAAAGGUGUAUAAUAUACUUGAUCCGUUUUUUCUUUUUAAUUUCAGAUUACCCAUGGCUAGUGUGGCGAAGAAAAAAUGUCGGCAAUAUUCCAUUGAGUAUCUUGCCCACGGUUUUAUUCCAUCACCACAGGACAGUAAGAUGCCAAUGUGCCUAUUAUGUAUGACUACACUUUCAAAUGAAAGCAUGCGGCCAGGUAAGCUGCGGAAACAUUUGGAGACAAAGUACAAGGACAAGAAGGACAAAUCAGUAGAUUACUUUAAAAAACUGUGUGAUGAUUUCCUAGCAAGGACAACAGUGAAUCAAAUGUUUAGUAAAAGAGCAGGCAAAGUAGACAAAGGUUUGCUUGCAUCCUAUGAGAUUUCCAAGUUAAUUGCAAAAGCUGGCAAGCCACAUAAUAUUGGUGAAUCUUUGAUUUUGCCUGAAGUGUCUGUUGUGAUUUCAACUGUCAUGAAUCAGAGUGCACAUGAAAUUACUGAGGUCACCUCUUUGAGCAACUCAUCAGUAUCGAUGCGCAUUGAUGAAAUGGCAGAUGAUGUGGAAAAACAACUAGUUGCACAAUUGCAAGUGAAGAAGUUUGCCCUGAAAAUUGACGAAUCCACUCUACAUGAUAAUGAAGUCCUUCUGAUGACAUAUGUUAGGUUUUUGUAUGAUAAUCAGCUCAGUGAGGAAAUGCUUUUUGCCCGAAAGCUUACAACAGACACCAAAGGUGAAACAAUUUUUGAACAAGUUGAGACUUAUUUCUAAGAAAACAAUAUUCUACUUGAAAAUAUAACUGCUUGUGCAAUUGAUGGUGCUGCUUCUACGGUAGGUAGAUACAGAAGAUUCAUUGCUAAUUUAAAAAAUGCUGUGUCUAAAGGUUUUUGCAUACACUGCGUGGUGCACCAUCAACAUUUGGUUGCAAAAAAUUUGGGAGGACGUCUGCAUAAUGCCCUUGCAAUUGUAAUAAAGACUGUCAACCUUAUCAAAUCAAAUGCACUUCAAGAUCGUCUUUUCCGACAACUUUGUGAGGAAAAUGAAGAAGAGUUUAAGUGCCUACUGAUGCAUACACAGGUCCAAUGGCUAUCAAAAGGUAAUUGUCUUUGUCGCUUUGUUGCACUUUGGAACAGUAUUGUGUCAUUUCUGAGUGGUAAGCAGUUUGGAGAACAGAUCGUUGCUGCCAAGUGUGAUAUAUUUUACCUAUCCGAUGUAUUUGAAAAGCUGAAUUUGUUGAACAAGCAGUUACAAGGAAAAAACUGUAAUCUUAAAUCUUGCAAAGAGGUUAUUACUGCAUUCCUUGGAAAACUUAAGCUGUUCUGGGUUAAUAUUGGAUGUCAUGAGUUGAUGCAGUUUCCGUCACUGGCCACUGUGGACAUCAAACUGCAAGAUGAUGAUCUUUCUGUGUAUGUGGAGCAUUUGAAGAAUUUGUACAGUGAUAUGCAAGUUCGGUUCAGUGACCUGCUAGAGAUGAACAUUCCAGAUUGAGUGGUGGAUCCAUUUGGGGUAAAUGUGGUUAAUGCUGACAUUACAUUACAAGAAAG
Molecule: messenger RNA, 1884 nt
Organism: Pelodiscus sinensis (Chinese soft-shelled turtle)
Lineage: Eukaryota; Metazoa; Chordata; Testudines; Trionychidae
Source: RefSeq, a predicted model, not a curated record